Molecule: messenger RNA, 4871 nt
Organism: Perca flavescens (yellow perch)
Lineage: Eukaryota; Metazoa; Chordata; Actinopteri; Perciformes; Percidae
Gene: zbtb22a
Product: zinc finger and BTB domain containing 22a
Exons: 4
Coding region: 2322-4403 (693 amino acids)
Biological process (GO): regulation of transcription by RNA polymerase II
Molecular function (GO): RNA polymerase II cis-regulatory region sequence-specific DNA binding; DNA-binding transcription factor activity, RNA polymerase II-specific; protein binding
Source: RefSeq, a predicted model, not a curated record
UUGCAGAAAAAUUCACCAGAAUGCAGAAAAUGAAGUGGAGAUCUCAACCCCCACCUCCCAAUGUUAAACCCAGUUACCUUGCCCUGUACUCUCCACAAUAUGUUGUGUCAGUUAUAUUAUGUGCUGGCAUCAGACUAAGAUAUUAUUUAGCAAUGUUUUGCACUCACAUGAACAAAGUCGGCUUCUCCUUUCGGCCUGAAGUACCAUUCGACGGUGGCAGUAGCCUCCACCUCACUCCUCCUCUUGCAGGAGAUGCAGCCCAGUUUGAAGCCCUUGCCCGCCACUGCCUCUGUGUCAGAGUCCACCUCUGCACACGCCCCACGGCACUCGGACAUUGCUACAAAACGAGACAAGCACUACUAUAGGUUAACAUGAUGUGGCAACAAAUUAUGAAGGCUACAGAAAAUCAGGUCAACUCACCAAAUAUGCAGCACAGAAGAAAAAGGAUCCGUAGGCUUAAUACUUCCAUGUCACCGGUUUUAUUUGAGGAGGAGCCUCAAAAAGUACUAACAACAACACUCCUGUAUCCGAGCUCCAACUGACUGUUGUUGAAACUUUAAAUGACCAUCAUGACACUCAUUAAACUGACCUCCAACUUUGUAAUAAAUGAAGGGAUAUUUGCAAAGGUUUUCUUUUAUAUAGCCUAUUUAAAAAAAAAAGAAAGACUAAUGUUAUUUAUUUAUGUUUUUGACUGUUGCAGUACUUUGCUUUAUUGUUUAUUUCCUUUUAAUAUGUUUAUUGUAUGCACAAAACAAACAAAAGACCAAGGCAAAUUCUGUGUGAGUGAAAACUCACUUGGCAAUAAAACUUAUUCUUAUAUCAGAUAUACACCUACAUUUGAUUAUGAUGUCUUAACAAUCGUCAAGAUAGCAAGUUUCCUAUUGGUUGCCGAAUUGCUACAGAUUAUUGCUGCUUUUUGACAGAGCCCGGUAAUUCAUCUCGAUUCAACUGAUGCAAUGUAGUGGUUUUCUGCUUUUAAUUAUCAAGCAGCAAAUGAAACAAUCCAGAUAGCUGGUGACUCACAGUGUUCCCCAGAUCAACACCCUGAGAUCUGAUUAUCUUUUUUUUCCCUGAGGUCUAAUAUGAGAUGCACGGAGCAAUCAUAAUGCCUGGAGCCACAUGCUCUGCUCUAUUAUGAAUGCAAAUUACAGGGUGCACAAAGAUUAUGAUAAAUGUGUUUUUAUUAUGUGCAACAUGCAAGCUACUAUGCGAAUAGGCCUACACUUACAUGCCAGCACAUAUAAUUGAUUUGCAUGCUCUUUGAUAAGAAACUGCUACAUUUUACAGGCUACACGCUAAAUGCAGACCAAUAUCGGAUCACUGAAAUCAAAGCCUACUGUCCUGAAAUAGAGGCCUCCUCUCCUCGAGUCGUCUCCUCGGGAAAAAAAAAAAAUACUGUCCUCUCCUUCGAUGACAGCUGAAUGUGGAAAUACUUCUAAUUUCACCUAUCUAAUGACUCCGCACUCGUAGAAAAGAUGCUCCGCUCCUGCAGAUAAAACUGCGUCAGAGCAUCGUAGAGCCAGCCCACCAAAAAUAAAAUAAAAUACGUCCUGUGAGGCUGUGCCAGUUAACGGUGAUUUUUCCUACGCCACCGCGGCACCUCAGUCGCUCGGAUCAGAGGAUGCUGCAGAUGCACUGCGGUAAAAACGGCCGCGCGUGUAUGACUGAGCAGAUCAUACAGAUCCAGUGUGUGACGGCUAUUUAAGCUUCUGCCCCGCCGCUUUUAAACUGAUACUAGUUUAGCUUUGUCUGUUAACCACUGCAGGGGCCUCACCUAGCGUUUAUAGCACAAUUAAUGAGCGACAUGGGCUUUCGUUGUGGUACCUGAUAUUCGGGUGAACUGGCCCUUUAAGUGAGCUCCACUGCGGCGGAGGCGGGGUAAUGAUGCCGUCUUUCUGUCAACAGAAGAUGGUCACAUAACGCUGGAUUGAUCAGUCUCCAACUUCCAAUAACUGCCCAUAUAGUUGUGGGUUCAGCUUUUAUAAUACAAUUAGAUAAUCUUGCAGCUAACGCCGCGGGUUAAUGUGGCCAGUGUGAUGGUAUUUCAUAACAAUUCAACUUUGACACCAAACACCCACUCACGUUGUGUGUGAGGAUUGCUGAUGCUGUUUAGUUGUCAACCAGCUAGCAUCAGCUACGCCUACGGGCAAGCUGCUGUUAGCAUUUACGAGCUUGCUACUUUUUCUCUUGUUUCACAAAGAAGCGAUGGUAUUUUUUUAUCUGGAAUUCACGAAUAAUAAUGUUGUGCUGCAAAUAGCCAGCGACGUUCCCUAUAAAAGUAAAAAGCUCGACAUACCGACAUAUCAAAGUUUUGUGUGACCAUGGAUCCGACCUGUAGUGCUUCGGCUGCUCAAGCAGCGUUAACUGUCCAGGUGUGUUUCCCCGGUGCCCGUGCGGCUGUUUUGGAUAAUCUGAACCGCCAGCGGGAAGAGGGCAGGCUGUGUGACCUCUCCAUCCAGGUGCAAGGACAAGUGUUCAGGGCCCACCGCUGUGUGCUCGCUGCAUGCUCACCUUACUUUCAUGACCAGGUGUUACUGAAGAAUGUUACAACUGUUUCCUUACCCUCAGUUAUGGACCCAGUGGCCUUUGAGAGUGUCCUGAGUUCUGCAUACACAGGCCAGCUGAGCAUUGUGCUUGAUGACAUUGUUAACUAUGUCACUGUGGCCAGUUUCCUCCAGAUGUGGCAUAUCGUGGACAAAUGCACUGAGAUCCUGAAGAGGCCUCGGCCCCCAGCAGAGGUCAGCCCUGGAGAGACCGCUGCAGCUCACCCUGGCACGGCAUCUCGCCAGCAGUCCCCGAGCAGCACAGACUGCUUAUAUCUGGAAAGGGAGGAAAGAAGGAAAGAGAGAAAGCCUGAUGCCUUGCCUCCCUUAGCUACAUGGAGACGUCCACAGCAGUUUCCUAGAUGGGGGCGGCCACGGCCUUCAUCAGCCCAGAAUUUAGCUGACUCUCAACUGGACACCCUCCCUUGCUAUACAGAGAGUGAUUACACCAACUGUGAGGAGGCAUGGGUAUCAAGCCAUGCCAAAACGAGCCACUUUGCUCAUGAUGGACCUGGCCACAAUAGCCGGUACCAUGGGGGGGUCCCUUGUGGUGAAGCAUUAAAGCAGAAAGUCAGGUUUCAACAGCGAGGAGCACCGCAGAGCGUUGUUAGACGGCUUGAUAAGAACAGAGAGAGCGGGGACAUUGAUGAGACACAAGAGAAGAGGAAGAAGAGAGAGACCGAGGCAGAUGAGGGAGUCGGAGAAGCAGCGGUGGAGAAGAAGGGAGGCUUUGCACAAAUGGGACACUGCGCAGACUUCAACCCAAUUUCGAAUGAGAAUGUCGGACAAGUCACGGUCAAGGCGGGUGUGGAGGAGACAAAGGAAAAAGUGCAAAGAAAUUUGGUAGGAAGAGAUCCUUCCUCAGACCUGCCCAGUGUUCAUGCUUGCCAAACAGGUGAAGCAGUUCCGGGCCCUUCCUGUCCAGUCUCGGCCCGAAUGCAGUGGCAGACGAGUCCCUGGUCUCAACAAGAGCAGAGGCCGCAGGAAGUAGAGGGUGGCAGCUGCAGUAAAGAUGAGGAUGAAGACGAUAAGGAGGAGGAGGAUGUGGACUUUGAAUGUUUCACAGAAGGGAUGUUUAGCAGAGACACAUAUGAUGAGAUUGAAGAUGGCACAGGACAGGUUUCCCAGAGGCCUUUAGUGCCUGUGUCUCCUGACUUCACCACGGCAGACUCGGAGGUCAACUGGCCCUCCACCAGCGUGGGACAGGGUAGCUCAUUGACCCCCAACUCAAGUCGGCAUUUGUCUCCGUCCUCUGCUGCAUUUCCGCCACCCUCUUCACCCCCGACACCAUCUUCGUCCUCCUCCGUGUCCCUCGCUGGCGCCCCCUACACGGGCAAAGUCCACUUCUGCCACUGCGGAAAAGCCUACACCCUGAAGAGUAUGCGUGACCGGCACGUGAAGAUGCAGCACCUCAAUCUACGGCCCUUCGGCUGUCCCGUUUGCACAAAGUCCUUCAAGAUGAAGCACCACCUAACCAAGCACCUCAAGACUCAUGGAGGGCUGCGGCCCUACGAGUGUGGCUUGUGUGGGAAAAAAGUCAUUUGGAGAGACAGCUUCCUCAGGCAUCAGGCCCGAUGUGAGAGACUUGCCUCCAGCGCCUCAGCUAACAGCAACAACGCAAGCACAGCUGCAGCGGAUGUGGAUGACAGCUACAGUUAUGGAUUUGAAGACGGGGUUGCUUUUCUUGCAACCGGAGGACAAGUGAAAGUCGAAGAGGUGGACUUUCACGGGGAGAUGGAGGAUGGGAUGCAUGGCCUGUUGGGCAGUGUGUCUGGGAUUGUGGAUGAGCUGAGAACUCAGUCACAAAACUUGGACUCCGGUAGUCAUGUUUUUAAAGAGGAGGCAAGUGAGAGCUUUUGAGGAAAUUAAACAUCAUUGUUAAAAGUGUAUACAUAAAGAAAUACAUGCAAGAAGGACAAUGCAUUACAUGAUGAAUUCAAAAGUCUGCCGACACAAAUCAUCGAAGGCUUUAUUUGAGCUGCCGCUUUUGUUUUCGUCCUUUUUAUGUACAUUAUUUUCAUGUCAUGGAUAUAAAUAGAAGAUAAAAAAGGAACAAUCAUGCUUCAUUCAAGUGAUCCUUUUUAAUGUGUGCAGUGCCAGGUAGCCUCAGUCCAUGUUUAGUGAUGCUGUAAACUGUACAUCUGUGUUGUGAAUGUAAUCUUAAGCCAGAUUUAAGUUCAAUGCAUUUUGCACAUAAAUGAUUUGCCAUCGAUCUACAUUAUAAAAAUAAAUACAAGGUUAUGAAAAAAAAAAUGUUCUAUGCCAUAUUUAUGUCUCUUCCUACUAUGUAAAGGAAAGAAACCUUGUUAUAUAUGGUAAUAAAACCAG